This is a messenger RNA of Pygocentrus nattereri (red-bellied piranha), 451 nucleotides long. Its product is annotated as histone H2B-like. Gene Ontology annotation, molecular function: structural constituent of chromatin; protein heterodimerization activity; DNA binding. Bases 29 to 403 code for a protein of 124 amino acids. Lineage: Eukaryota; Metazoa; Chordata; Actinopteri; Characiformes; Serrasalmidae. The transcript has a single exon. Gene Ontology annotation, cellular component: nucleosome. The record is from RefSeq and is a predicted model, not a curated record.
UUCCGUCUCACUCGAAGAGAAGAUAAUCAUGCCUGAACCCGCCAAGUCCGCCCCGAAGAAGGGAUCGAAGAAAGCCGUGACCAAGACGGCCGGCAAGGGAGGAAAGAAGCGCAGAAAGACCAGGAAGGAGAGCUACGCCAUCUACGUGUACAAGGUGCUGAAGCAGGUCCACCCCGACACCGGCAUUUCGUCCAAGGCGAUGGGCAUCAUGAACUCGUUCGUCAACGACAUCUUCGAGCGCAUCGCCGGGGAGUCGUCCCGUCUGGCUCAUUACAACAAACGCUCCACCAUCACGUCCAGGGAGAUCCAGACCGCCGUGCGCCUGCUUCUUCCCGGCGAGCUGGCCAAGCACGCCGUGUCCGAGGGCACCAAGGCCGUCACCAAGUACACCAGCUCCAAGUAAGAAGCGACGAAGGCUUCAUCAAACCCAACGGCUCUUUUCAGAGCCACC